AUGCGAGGGCUGGACAAUUACGAACGCGCCCUGUGGAACUGGGUGAACGUGUACAACCUGGACGCGUUCUUGCAGGAGGUGUACUACUACUAUCAGGGGAAGGGAAUAUGGUGCAUCGCACUCUCGCGUGGGCUGAACCUUCUUACAGUGGGGUUUGUGAUUGGGUUCUCGACGUUUCUUCUUGGGUGUGUAGAUUACUCUCGUAUAAGACACGAGGGUAUUACUCGACUCUCGGAGGUUGUCGUCGACCGUUGCGUGUCUAGAUUUUCCGGCUUUACGUUUCUCUUCGUUAUGCUAUUUACUGCCUUCUAUGUGUGGCGGAUAGCUAUGUUUAUUCUGAACAUAUUUCACCUGAUGGAUAUGUACCGGUUCUAUACCUACCUUCUGCGAAUACCGGACGAGGACAUCCAAACUAUCUCAUGGCCCGAGGUCGUCCGUCGUAUCACUGCUAUAAGAGAAGAGAAUCCCGUCACGGCGCUCUCGUCUAAAACGACAGCGACCACCGCGAAGUUGGAUGCGCACGACAUUGCGAACCGCAUCAUGCGGCAAGAGAAUUACCUCAUAGCGCUUUUCAACAAGGAGCUUCUCGAUCUUCGUGUUCCCCUUCCACGGGUCUUGAGGCGUUUUAUCACGCCCGAAGAAGGGAAGGGCAGAAUCCUUACGCGUGCUCUGGAGUGGAAUCUGAGGUUCUGCUUGAUGGAAUAUCUCUUUGAUCCGAGCGGCAAAGUGCGCAAGGUGUUCACGAAGUCAAAGAAUCGCGCCGUGCUGAUUGAGGGAUUACGCCGGCGACUAGUUUUCAUGGGCAUCCUAAACGCAAUCUUCAUGCCGUUCAUCGUACUGUAUCUUGUGAUGUAUUCAUUCUUCCGCUACUUCGAGGAAUAUCACAAGAAUCCAUCUUCUAUCGGGAGUCGUCGCUAUACACCGUUUGCUGAGUGGAAAUUUAGAGAGUUCAAUGAGCUCCCACAUUUCUUCAAAACACGCCUCGACGAGUCCUACCCCACCGCCAAUGUGUACAUAGCGCAAUUCCCAAACGAGAAGAUGACGAUAGUCAUGAGAUUCGUUGCGUUUAUCGCCGGUUCCUUCGCUGCUGUGCUCCUUCUCGCCUCCGUCCUGGACCCAGAUUUGUUCCUCCACUUCGAGGUUACUCCCCAUCGCACCGUGUUGUUCUAUCUCGGUGUAUUCGGCUCAGUACUCGCAGCUGCUCGAGGCAUGAUCCCAGAGGAACAUCGAGUAUUUGAUACCGAGAUGCUGAUGACGGAGGUAAUACACCACACGCACUACAUGCCCGACCAUUGGAAAGAUCAGUUGCAUUCGAAAAAGGUUCAUACCGAAUUCGGAGAGUUAUUCGGCAUGAAAGUCAUGACAUAUGUUCACGAACUAAUAUCUGUCAUCGUCACGCCGUUCAUACUGUGGUUUUCUCUGCCUGAUUGCGCACCUGCCAUUAUCGACUUCUUCCGUGAGUUCACAGUACACGUGGACGGCCUCGGCUACGUCUGCAGUUUCGCGGUCUUCGACUUCCAGAGGCACGGGAACGUCAAGGUUUGCCCAGAUCUCUAUCACGACGGAUGUCAUUUUGCUAAUUAA
Molecule: messenger RNA, 1584 nt
Organism: Punctularia strigosozonata HHB-11173 SS5
Lineage: Eukaryota; Fungi; Basidiomycota; Agaricomycetes; Corticiales; Punctulariaceae
Product: APG9-domain-containing protein
Exons: 8
Coding region: 1-1584 (527 amino acids)
Biological process (GO): protein localization to phagophore assembly site; autophagy of mitochondrion
Cellular component (GO): autophagosome; phagophore assembly site
Source: RefSeq, a predicted model, not a curated record